UGACGUCGCAAAUCAGCUGAUCUUCCGUAGACAUCUUUACGAGUCACGACUGCGGUGUUUAAUUCAUACCUCCUCGUCUGUGAUUUUGGGGGCCCUCGCGGAUCUUUGACAGCUGCAACCAUGGCGCUCAGCGAUGCCGAUGUUCAGAAGCAGAUCAAGCACAUGAUGGCCUUCAUUGAACAGGAGGCCAAUGAGAAGGCAGAAGAGAUCGAUGCAAAGGCAGAAGAAGAGUUCAACAUCGAGAAGGGCCGUCUGGUCCAAACUCAGAGGCUGAAGAUCAUGGAGUACUACGAGAAGAAAGAGAAGCAGAUCGAGCAGCAGAAGAAAAUUCAAAUGUCAAACCUGAUGAACCAGGCUCGGCUGAAGGUGCUGAAGUCCCGCGAUGAUAUGAUCUCGGAAAUGCUGAAUGACGCCCGCCAGCGGCUCGCUAACGUUGCAAAAGACCAGGCCAGGUAUCCAGCUCUGAUGGACGGAUUGAUCUUACAGGGCUUCUAUCAGCUCCUGGAGCCCAAAGUGACGAUUCGCUGCCGUAAACAGGACCUGCAGAUUGUACAGGCUUCCAUUCAGAGGAAUAUUCCCAUUUAUAAAGCAGCUGUGAAGAACAACAUCGAGGUCCGCAUCGACCAGGACAACUUUAUCUCCCCAGAUGUCUCUGGAGGUGUUGAGAUCUACAACGGUGACGGAAAGAUCAAGGUGUCCAACACCCUGGAGAGCAGACUGGACCUCAUGGCUCAGCAGAUGAUGCCGGAAAUCCGAGUGGCUCUCUUCGGUGCCAACCCGAAUCGCAAGUUUAUGGAUUAAAUAUCUCUGCUGUAUAAGAGUUAAAAAAAAAAUCCUUUUUAUUUUCAUGAAAGACGUCAUUCCUCUGUCUGUGAAACGAAUUUUUCUGGUGCAAAAGAGUCGUUGUUGUGUGAUGUAUUCCUGUAUUUCUUCUGUGCAUUAAGGGACGUGAUGGAUGCUGCAGCUCCACAUACACAGACGUGCAUCGUGGGUACUGCACAGUCGUUUACUCUGCUGCUCGCCCUUCGAGGGUCUCGGUUUACACUGAUUAGUCAGGGAUGACGGGAUCUGGUGAUUGGCUGGAUUUUAACAAGUCGUCCUCUAAUUGGAUCAUGACAAACACAGCAUCCGUGUCACAGUUUCAUUAACCUCUUCCCAACCUCAUAUAAGUCGGGGCAUUUUGUUGCUAAUGGAUAUCUGCUCCAACCAGUUACAGAGAAAACAGAUGGUAUCCUAGAAACAAAUCUGAAGACCGUACAUGCCCUUUCCAAAUUAAUUUAUUGAUGUGUGUUAUUCAGAAUUACACGAAUGGGUGAUAUCAUUCCAGAGGGUGCACUGUAUGUAUAUGAAGUUUCCAGAUUAAAUUAUGUGUGGUUGUUUUUUUUUUGUUUGUUUGUUUUUGUGUCUCAAACUAAAGAUGUUAUAUUGUGGAAAUGUACGACAUAAUAAAAUAUAAAUCAUUAGUAUCA
This is a messenger RNA of Plectropomus leopardus (leopard coralgrouper), 1469 nucleotides long. RefSeq names its product ATPase H+ transporting V1 subunit E1b (gene atp6v1e1b). Gene Ontology annotation, biological process: proton transmembrane transport. Gene Ontology annotation, molecular function: proton-transporting ATPase activity, rotational mechanism. Gene Ontology annotation, cellular component: proton-transporting two-sector ATPase complex, catalytic domain. Lineage: Eukaryota; Metazoa; Chordata; Actinopteri; Perciformes; Serranidae. The record is from RefSeq and is a predicted model, not a curated record.